Molecule: messenger RNA, 915 nt
Organism: Helianthus annuus (common sunflower)
Lineage: Eukaryota; Viridiplantae; Streptophyta; Magnoliopsida; Asterales; Asteraceae
Exons: 1
Coding region: 1-915 (304 amino acids)
Source: RefSeq, a predicted model, not a curated record
AUGACAUCGUUGUCAAAAGAGUUUGCCAUGAAGGACUUAGGUCCUUUAAGCUACUUUCUCGGAAUUGCAGUAAACAAAAAUGGGACUUCUCUUUUCUUAUCACAAGAAACUUAUGCACAGGACAUACUAAAAAGGGCCAAAAUGCAAACGUACAAUCCAACAAUCACACCUGUGGAUACCAAGCAAAAGCUAAGCGCUUCGGAUGGAGAUCUACUUGUCGAUGGCACCGAAUACCGGCAACUUGUGGGAGCGCUUCAAUACCUUACGUUCACCCGACCCGACAUCACCUACGCGGUCCAACAAGUAUGCAUGAACAUGCAAGCACCACGCACGUCUCACAUGCAUGCUCUCAAGAGGAUUUUGUGCUACAUCAAAGUAACAAUACAUGUUGGGCUAACCAUUUCACCAACAAAGUCCUCGUCACCUAUUUCCUACACAGACGCAGAUUGGGGCGGUUGUCCCGAUACUCGCCGCUCCACAUCCGGAUACUGUGUUUACAUGGGUGACAACUUAGUUUCAUGGUCGUCGAAGCGCCAACCAAUUUUGUCCCGUUCAAGCGCCGAGGCCGAGUACCGCGGAGUUGCAAAUGUGGUCUCCGAAGUGUGUUGGCUUCGAAACUUAUUGUUAGAAUUACACAAACCGCCAACACAUGCAACUCUAGUCUAUUGUGACAACGUUAGUGCAAUUUAUCUCUCGGAGAAUCCGGUUCAACACCAACGCACGAAACACAUCGAAAUGGACAUCCAUUUCGUACGGGAAAAAGUUGCACGCGGUCAAGUUCGGGUUCUUCACGUGCCAUCCAGGUAUCAAGUAGCCGAUAUUUUUACAAAGGGUCUCCCACGGAUUCUUUUCAAAGAUUUUCGAGCCAGUCUUAACGUUCAGCCACUCCACGUUUCGACUGCGGGGGUAUAUUAG